UCUAAUUAAUUACACCGAUUCCCAUUCUCAAAUCUUCUCUAAUUUCUCUAUACCCAUAUUGGGGUGUUGGAAGUUUUACUUUCUUUUUCUACCUUCUUUCCUUUUCUCUUCCUCAUUGGACGAAGACCCGUUACCAAGAGCUUCGUCUAGGAAAAGAAAAAGACCAAAAUUUUCAACCCCCUUUCUUUCUUUGUACUUCUUACAGAAAUUUUGAAAAGAAAACAUAAAACAUUGGGGAGGGAAGAAGACAAAGAGAAGAUUUGAGGGUGACCAUAAAAAACAGACAAGAUGAACGAUCUAUUCUCGAAUUCGUUCAAGAAGUACACGGAUCUGAAGCAGCAGGCGUACCUGGACAGCAUGGAGGCUGGGAAUGAGAGCGUGAAUUUGGACAGAUUCUUCGAGGAUGUCGAGAAUGUUAAGGAGGACAUGCGGCAGGUUGAGAGUCUGUACAAGAAAUUGCAGCAGGCCAACGAGGAGUGCAAGAUUGUGCACAAUGCCAAGACCAUGAAGGAGCUCAGGGCCAGAAUGGAGGCCGAUGUAGCCCAGGUUCUCAAACGAGUCAAAUUGGUCAAGGGGAAGCUCGAAGCUCUCGAGCGCUCCAAUGCCGCCCACCGGAACCUCCCCGGCUGUGGCCCCGGCUCCUCCGCCGACCGCACCCGCACCUCCGUCGUCAGCGGCUUGGGCAAGAAACUCAAAGACGUCAUGGACGAUUUCCAGGGCCUCCGAGCUCGGAUGAAUGCCGAGUACAAAGAAACCGUCGAGCGAAGGUACUUCACGGUGACGGGGCAGAAAGCGAACGAGGAGACAAUAGAGAAUUUGAUAUCGAGCGGGGAGAGCGAGAGCUUCCUGCAGAAGGCGAUCCAAGAACAGGGGAGGGGCCAGAUAAUGGACACCAUAUCAGAGAUUCAGGAGCGACACGACGCUGUGAAGGAGAUAGAGAAGAAUUUGAUAGAGCUGCAUCAGAUAUUCUUGGACAUGGCGGCUCUGGUGGAGGCCCAGGGCCACCAGCUGAACGACAUCGAGAGCCAUGUCGCGCAUGCCAACUCCUUCGUCAGAAGAGGAACAGAGCAGCUUCAGGAGGCCAGAGAGUACCAGAAGAGCUCCAGAAAGUGGACUUGUUAUGCAGUCAUUUUGGGCAUCAUUCUCGUCAUCAUCCUCCUCUUCCCAAUCUUGACUUCGGUUUUACCUCACUUGUUGAAGUAGAAGCUUUGUUUUUUUUGCAAAUAUCGCUUCUGGUUUCCACUGCCCCAAAUGCCCCAACGCACGACAACAAAGAACAGAGGAGAGCAGAGGAAGAUUAGAACGAGAGAUUUUUAUUUGAUUUUAUUCAUUUCUAAGUGGCGUUCUUCUGAGGAUGUGUUGCUCUUGGUACAUAGCUGUAAAUGUUUCAUAGAGAAUUUGCUUUCAAUUGGUUUCUGAAAGUACUUUCAAUUUGGGACGUCCUCUUAGUUGCUCAAAAUUUGUACAGCCAAAAGAUCCAAUACAAAAUUUCACUUCAUUUAUUUCAUCA
Messenger RNA from Momordica charantia (bitter melon), 1510 nucleotides. RefSeq names its product syntaxin-124-like. Gene Ontology annotation, biological process: vesicle fusion; intracellular protein transport; exocytosis. The record is from RefSeq and is a predicted model, not a curated record. Gene Ontology annotation, cellular component: endomembrane system; plasma membrane; SNARE complex. NCBI's taxonomy places the organism in Eukaryota, Viridiplantae, Streptophyta, Magnoliopsida, Cucurbitales, Cucurbitaceae. Gene Ontology annotation, molecular function: SNAP receptor activity; SNARE binding.